Corapipo altera (White-ruffed manakin) is the source of this 4181-nucleotide messenger RNA. It is a transcript of the gene NOS2, whose product is annotated as nitric oxide synthase 2. Gene Ontology annotation, biological process: nitric oxide biosynthetic process. The transcript has 26 exons. Gene Ontology annotation, molecular function: calmodulin binding; FMN binding; heme binding. The record is from RefSeq and is a predicted model, not a curated record. Bases 42 to 3482 code for a protein of 1146 amino acids. NCBI's taxonomy places the organism in Eukaryota, Metazoa, Chordata, Aves, Passeriformes, Pipridae.
UUUCAGCACUGUGAACUAAGACCACAAGUAAAGCAUACAAAAUGCUGUGCCCCUGGCAGUUUGUGUUCAAAUCUCGUGCUGCCAAGAGCCAGUGCUCUGGAGAGAAGGAUUUCAAUAACAACGUGGAGAAAAAUAGGAAGAUCCGUGGCUUAGAAAAGGAUGAUACCAAAUUGUAUGAUCCAAGCAAGAAGCAGAUCAAGGUGCUGCCCGUCGUGACUUCGGCAAAGACCGGGGAGGAGGGAGAGAACUUUCCUCAAAGUGAUACCAAAGUAUCAAACCAAAUAUCAAGAUGUCCAAGACAUUUAAGAAUAAGAAACUUGGAAAAUGGAUCCAGCUUUCUUGACACACUACACCUGACAGCAAAGGAGGUUAUGAAUUGCCAGACCAAAGCCUGCCAAGGGUCACUCAUGACCCCAAAGGGCCAGGUGAGAGGGACCAGAGAUGGGCCAGUUCCACUGGAAGAGCUUUUGCCUCAGGCAAUAGACUUUCUCAAGCAGUACUACAGUUCAUUUAAAGAAUCAAAAAUGGAAGAAUACCCAGGCCGGCUGGAAACAGUGACCAGGGAGAUAGAAACUACAGGAACCUACCAUCUGACAAAGGAUGAGCUGACCUUUGCUGCCAAACAGGCCUGGAGGAACGCACCCAGGUGCAUUGGGAGAAUCCAGUGGUCCAAUCUACAGGUGUUUGAUGCACGGGACUGUAAAACAGCACAGGAAAUGUUUGAGCAUAUCUGUCGUCAUAUUCAGUAUGCCACAAACAAUGGGAAUAUAAGAUCAGCCAUCACGGUGUUCCCGCAGCGGACGGACGGGCAGCACGAUUUCCGGGUGUGGAACAGCCAGCUGAUCCGCUACGCCGGGUACCGCCUGCCCGGGGGGGCCGUGCUGGGAGACCCUGCCAGUGCAGAGUUCACACAGCUGUGCAUCGAGCUUGGGUGGAAGCCGAAAUAUGGCCGCUUUGAUGUACUUCCACUUGUCCUCCAAGCAAACGGCCAAGACCCAGAAAUAUUUGAAAUACCUCCAGAAAUUGUCCUUGAAGUGCCAAUGGAGCAUCCAAAGUAUGAGUGGUUCAAGGACCUGGAUCUGAGGUGGUAUGCGCUGCCUGCCGUGUCCUACAUGCUGCUGGAGGCGGGGGGCCUGGAGUUCACCGCGUGCCCCUUCAACGGCUGGUACAUGGGCACAGAGAUAGGAGUGCGAGACUUCUGUGACGUGCAGCGCUACAACAUCCUGAAGGAGGUAGGGAGGAGAAUGGGACUGGAAACAAACAAACUGUCAUCGCUGUGGAAGGACCGGGCUGUUGUAGAGAUCAAUGUGGCUGUGCUUCACAGCUUCCAGAAGCAGAAUGUGACUAUCCUGGAUCACCACUCGGCCUCCGAGUCCUUCCUGAGGUACCUGCAGAGCGAGUACCGCGCGCGGGGCGGCUGCCCGGCCGACUGGGUCUGGAUCGUGCCUCCCAUCUCAGGCAGCAUAACGCCCGUGUUCCACCAGGAGAUGCUGAACUAUGUCCUCACCCCCUUCUAUUACUACCAGGUGGAUGCAUGGAAAACACAUGUGUGGCAUGAUGAGACCCGGAGGCCAAAGAAAAAAGAAAUAAAGUUUAGCAUGCUGGCAAAGGCUGUACUCUUUGCAUCCUCACUCAUGCAAAAAGCAAUGGCCACCAGGGCCAAGGUCACUGUAAUCUUUGCAACAGAGACGGGGAAAUCAGAAACACUCGCCAACACCCUGUGCAGCCUCUUCAACUGUGCCUUCAACACCAGGAUUCUGUGCAUGGAUGAGUACAAUAUUUGUGACCUGGAAAAAGAAACACUUCUUUUAGUGGUUACAAGCACUUUUGGAAAUGGAGAUUCUCCAGGUAACGGAAAGACCUUGAAGAACUCCUUGUUCACAUUGAAACUGCUGAGAAAAAAAAUUAGGUAUGCUGUGUUUGGUUUGGGGUCCAGCAUGUAUCCAGAGUUCUGUGCCUUUGCUCAUGCCAUUGACCAAAAACUGGCCCAGCUCGGGGCUUCCCAGCUCACUCCAGUCGGUGAAGGGGAUGAACUCAAUGGGCAAGAAGAAACCUUUCACACCUGGGCAGUCAGUGCUUUCAAGGCUGCCUGUGACAUUUUUAACAUCCGUGGAGGACACAGUAUUCAGUUACCUGAGAUCUACACCUCUGAGGAAAGCUGGGAUCCUACCAGUUAUAGGACAGUGUAUGACUCUCAGCCCAUGAACCUGGCUAAAGCUCUUGCAAGCAUUCACACCAAGGAUAUAAUUCCCAUGAAGCUGAAAUUCAGGCAGAAUCUUCAAAGUUUAAAGUCCAGUCGUGUCACCAUUCUGGUUAAACUCUCCUGUGAGGCUAAUCAGGAAGUGCACUACCUGCCUGGAGAACACAUUGGGAUUUUCCCAGGCAACCAGCCAGAACUAGUCCAUGGCAUCAUUGCACGUGUCCACGAUGCCCCCCCAGCUGAUCAGACUAUCAGGCUUGAAACCUGCACAGAUGGUGGCUACUGGACCAGUGACAGAAAGAUUCCAACCUGCACACUCCCUGAGGCUUUGACAUACUUGCUUGAUAUCACUACUCCACCCUCCCAACAGCUGCUAAAGAAACUCUCCCAGCUGGUGACAGCAGAAGGAGACAGACAGAGGCUGGAAGUGUUGUGUCAGAGCACAGAAGAAUACAAUAAAUGGAAGUUUUACAACAGCCCAAACAUCCUGGAGGUCCUGGAGGAGUUUCCCUCUGCUGAGGUCUCCACAGCUUUCUUGCUGACUCAGCUGCCAUUUCUGAAGCCCAGGUACUAUUCUGUCAGCUCCUCCUGUGACAUGACAGCCAGAGAGAUUCAUCUGACAGUUGCAGUUGUAAACUACAGGACAAGAGAUGGAGAGGGGCCUUUGCACCAUGGAGUCUGCAGCACAUGGCUGAACACAAUAGCUCUUGAUGAACCAGUUCUGUGCUUCAUACGCAGUGCUAAUGAAUUCCAUCUCCCAGAGGAGCCAGCCCAGCCCUGCCUCCUGAUCGGCUCGGGAACAGGGAUCGCUCCCUUCCGGAGCUUCUGGCUGCAGCGUCUCUAUGACCUGGAGCAGAGAGGGAUCAAAGGAGGGGACAUGACACUGCUGUUUGGCUGCCGACAGCCAGACCUGGAUCACCUCUACAGAGAGGAAACCGAGGAAAUGAAGAGGAAGGGAGUCCUGAAAGAGGUCUACACAGCUUACUCCAGACUGCCUGGCCAAGCUAAAGUCUAUGUUCAGGAUGUCCUGCAGAGGCAGCUGGAGGCCGUGGUGUGUGAGGUGCUGCAGGGCCAGGGCCACGUGUACGUGUGCGGGGACGUGCGCAUGGCCGGGGACGUGGCGCGGGCGCUGCACGCGCUCAUCGCCAGGGCCCUGCGGCUCAGCCAGCUGCAGGCACAGGAGUACUUCUUCCAGCUCAAGAGCCAAAAGCGAUACCAUGAAGAUAUAUUUGGGGCUGUGUUCCCACAUGAAGUCAAAAGAGCUUUAAAACCCACCAGUUAAAGAACAAAUCCACUUCUGUUUUAGACAAUACUUGCACAUUUGUUGUUACUUUCAAAAAACAUGGAGUCAAAUCCUUUUUCAUAUACAUGUUCAAUAGUGCACAUAUAUAGGGUUGUAGGAUUUGACUCUUAAACCUCAGCCUUAAUUAAGAAAAGCACUAAAUUUAACUUUUGUUGCUAUUUAUUCUGACACUCUUUUAAUAGAUUAUCUUAAUAGUGAAAAUACAAAUUAUUUUUUAAUAUUGUCUAUGCUAGUAUAAAUCUGGUAUUUUUUGUAAAUAAAAGGAAAAUGUAGAAUUUUGUACUAUGUUAACUAGAGCUGAAAUCUUUUUUUGAAAUGUACUGUUUAUCUUUGUGACUUUAUUUAUAUCAGAUUGGUUUAUUUGCAUAUUAACUUCCCUUGGAAGCAAGUGAAUGGAUGGUUGUGUUACUGGGAGUUGUCUGGCCACAGGCCUUGCUGGAUCUGGAGCAACGUUUGCAAAUGAGAUAAUGAUGUGCUGGUCCCAGGUGGAAACACCUGCAUCUGCUUCAGCUGUAUCUGUAGAGCAGGUAGUAGUGUUGAAUUGUGCUUUGUGUGAUUCAGGUACAUGAACCUGAGUUGUUGUUACACAGCCUGUGGCAGGAAGGUUCUGAAAAUUCCAAAGCACUUUCUUACAUUUGAAUCCUAUGCUCUGGUUUACUUGAUUUGUUUGUAAUAAAA